This is a messenger RNA of Rangifer tarandus platyrhynchus (Svalbard reindeer), 3492 nucleotides long. The record is from the annotation of a GenBank genome assembly. Lineage: Eukaryota; Metazoa; Chordata; Mammalia; Artiodactyla; Cervidae.
AUGCAGGACGCCAGGAGCACCCGUCCUGGCAGCCCUGGGGGUGCUGGAGACACACGGGGGCCGAGCCUGGGCCGGGGUGAGAUCGUCUUCGGAGGGUCCGGGAAGAAGCGAGGCAAGUUCGUGAGGGUGCCCAGCGGCGUGGCCCCGUCUGUGCUUUUUGAUCUGCUGCUGGCCGAGUGGCACCUGCCGGCCCCCAACCUGGUGGUGUCGCUAGUGGGCGAGGAGCGACCCUUCGCGUUGAAGCCGUGGCUGCGGGAUGUGCUGCGCAAGGGGCUGGUAAAGGCGGCUCAGAGCACAGGAGCCUGGAUCCUGACCAGCGCGCUCCGAGUGGGCCUCGCCCGCUACGUCGGGCAGGCCGUGCGUGACCACUCCUUGGCCAGCACGUCCACCAAGGCCCGCGUGGUGGCCAUUGGCAUCGCCUCGUUGGGCCGCGUGCUGCACCGCCAGCUCCUGGACCAUGCCCAGGGGGACAGCCCCGUGCACUACCCGUUGGACGACGGGGGCAGCCAGGGCCCCCUCAGCCCCCUGGACAACAACCACUCCCACUUCAUCCUGGUGGAGCCGGAGGCCCCCGGGAAGGGCGACGAGCCCGCGGAACUGCGGCUGCGGCUGGAGAAGUACAUCUCGGAGCAGAGGACAGGCUACGGGGGAACCAGCAGCAUCGAGAUCCCCGUCCUCUGUCUGCUGGUCAACGGGGACCCCAGCACCCUGGAGAGGAUUUCCAGGGCCGUGGAGCACACCACCCCGUGGCUGAUCCUGGCGGGCUCAGGGGGUGUCGCCGAUGUGCUCGCUGCCCUGGUGAACCAGCCCCACCUCCUGGCGCCCCAGGUGGCUGAGAAGCAGUUUAGGGAGAAGUUCCCCAGCGAGCACUUCUCCUGGGAGGACAUCGUGUGCUGGACCAGGCUGCUACAGACCAUCAUGUCCCACCCGCACCUGCUCACCGUGCACGAUUUCGAGCAGGAGGGCUCCGAGGAGCUGGACACGGUCAUACUCAAGGCGCUGGUAAAAGCCUGCAAGAGCCACAGCCAGGAGGCACAGGACUACUUGGACGAACUGAAGUUGGCCGUGGCCUGGGACCGCGUGGACAUCGCCAAGAGCGAGAUCUUCAACGGGGACGUGGAGUGGAAGUCCCGCGACCUGGAGGAGGUGAUGAUGGACGCGCUGGUGAGCAACAAGCCCGAGUUCGUGCGCCUCUUCGUGGACAAUGGCGCGGACGUGGCGGACUUCCUGACCUACGGGCGGCUGCAGCAGCUCUACCGCUCCGUGGCCCCCAAGAGCCUGCUCUUCGACCUGCUGCAGCGCAAGCACGAGGAAGGCCGGCUGACGCUGGCCGGGCUGGGCACCCAGCAGGCCCGGGAGCCGCCCGCCGGGCCGCCCGCCUUCUCCCUGCACGAGGUCUCGCGGGUGCUCAAGGACUUCCUGCACGACGCCUGCCGUGGGCUCUACCAGGCGGUGAGUGCGGGCGGCGGGAGUGAGCGGGGCCCGGCCCGGCGGACCCCGGGCCAGAAGGGGCGGCUGGACUUGAACCAGAGGAGCGAGGACCCCUGGAGAGACCUGUUCCUGUGGGCGGUGCUGCAGAACCGCCAUGAGAUGGCCACCUACUUCUGGGCCAUGGGCCAGGAGGGGGUGGCUGCCGCUCUGGUCGCCUGCAAGAUCCUCAAAGAGAUGUCCCACCUGGAGACAGAGGCCGAGGUGGGCCGGACUCUGCGGGAGGCCAAGUACGAGCAGCUGGCCCUGGACCUCUUCUCCCAGUGUUACCGCCACAGCGAGGAGCGCGCCUUCGCCCUGCUGGUGCGUCGGAACCGCUGCUGGAGCAGAACCACCUGCCUGCACCUGGCCACCGAGGCCGACACCAAGGCCUUCUUUGCCCACGACGGGGUGCAGGCCUUCCUGACCAAGCUCUGGUGGGGGGACAUGGCCUCGGGCACCCCCAUCCUGCGGCUGCUGUGCGCCUUCUUCUGCCCGGCCCUCAUCUACACCAACCUCAUCACCUUCAGCGAGGAGGCCCCCCUAAGGACAGGCCCAGAGGACCUGCAGGAGCUGGACAGUCUGGACACAGAGAAGAGCCUGCUCUGCGGCCUGGGCAGCGGGGCAGAAGAGCUGGCUGAGGCGCUGAGGGGUGAAGGUGACCGAGGCCGGAGAGCCGCCUUCCUGCUAACACGCUGGCGGAAGUUCUGGGGGGCGCCCGUCACCGUGUUCCUCGGGAACGUGGUCAUGUACUUUGCCUUCCUCUUCCUGUUCACCUACGUCCUGCUGGUGGACUUCCGGCCCCCUCCCCAGGGGCCGUCGGGGUCUGAGGUCACCCUCUACUUCUGGGUCUUCACGCUGGUGCUGGAGGAGAUCCGGCAGGGCUUCUUCACAGACGAGGACACGCGCCUGGUGAAGAAGUUCAUGCUCUACGUGGAGGACAACUGGAACAAGUGCGACAUGGUGGCCAUCUUCCUGUUCAUCGCCGGGGUCACCUGCAGGAUGCUGCCCUGGGCCUUCGAGGCCGGCCGCACGGUGCUUGCCCUCGACUUCAUGGUGUUCACACUCCGGCUCAUCCACAUCUUCGCCGUCCACAAGCAGCUGGGCCCCAAGAUAAUCAUCGUGGAGCGGAUGAUGAAGGACGUCUUCUUCUUCCUCUUCUUCCUGAGCGUGUGGCUCGUGGCCUACGGCGUGACCACGCAGGCACUGCUGCACCCGCACGACGGCCGCCUGGAGUGGAUCUUCCGCCGCGUGCUCUACCGGCCGUACCUGCAGAUCUUCGGGCAGAUCCCGCUGGACGAGAUCGACGAAGCCCGCGUGAACUGCUCCCGGCACCCGCUGCUGCUGGAGGGCUCGCCCUCCUGCCCCAACCUCUACGCCAACUGGGUGGUCAUCCUCCUGCUGGUCACCUUCCUACUGGUCACCAACGUGCUGCUCAUGAACCUGCUCAUCGCCAUGUUCAGCUACACGUUCCAGGUGGUGCAGGGCAACGCGGACACCUUCUGGAAGUUCCAGCGCUUCCACCUCAUCGUGGAGUACCACCAGCGCCCCGCGCUAGCACCCCCGUUCAUCCUCCUCAGCCACCUGAGCCUGGUGCUCAAGAGGCUCCUGCGGAGGGGGGCCCCGCAGAGGCAGGCGCGCCUGGAGAGGGACCUGCCAGAGCCUCUGGACCAGAAGGUGGUCACCUGGGAGGUGGUGCAGAAGGAGAACUUCUUGAGCGAGCUGGAGAAGCGCCGGAAGGAGAGCCAGGAGGAGCUGCUGCGGAAAGCGGCACACAGAGUGGAUGUCGUAGCCAAGCUCCUUGGGGGCCUGAGGGAACAGGAGAGGCGCGUCAAGCGUCUGGAGUCUCAGGUCGGCUACUGCGCAGCGCUCCUCUCCUCCAUGGCCGAGUCGCUGGCCCGCGGCAGCGCCUACUGGAACUCUCGGAACUCCAGCAGCGGGAACCCACCAGCCUCUGCUGACCACGGAGGGGCCCUGGGUAGCAGGGAGCGCCCAGAGGCUGGCCAGCCACCCUCCAACCCCUGA